This is a messenger RNA of Lentinula edodes (shiitake mushroom), 1275 nucleotides long. RefSeq lists its product as uncharacterized. Bases 1 to 1275 code for a protein of 424 amino acids. The transcript has 5 exons. The record is from RefSeq and is a predicted model, not a curated record. Lineage: Eukaryota; Fungi; Basidiomycota; Agaricomycetes; Agaricales; Omphalotaceae.
AUGAAAUCACACGUCCAUUCCGAUGAUGAGACUGAUCAAGAAAAGCCCCCCGCCAAGAGAGCUCGUGCGAAGAAAAAGUCAGUCGAGGAACGCAAAUCGAUUCUGGAGGAUGAUCAAUGGGUCUCGAAAGUUGUGAAUGACCGUGAGGUUAAAUGUGGUGGAUGUCUCAAACCAAUUAAGCUCGGAAGGUCAUAUGAGCUCAAGAAUUGGACCGCUCAUCGUCAAGCAUACCUACGCCCCUACAAUGAAUUGAAAUGCUUUGUGAAGCUCAAUAACAGUGACACUAUUACUUCAUUCUUCAAGAUUGCGCGCAAACCCACUCACGCUUCUGUUUCUCAAGAAUUGUCAGGGAAAUUGGAAGGACCUACCAUCUCAGCAAAGAAGUUCACGAUGAAGACUGUCAAAGCUGAGCCAUCGAUUCGGUCUAUGCUUUCUCCAUUGAACCCAGCUGAAAAUGUAACAUCAAGUCCUAUAAAGAAAAAAGUCUGUGUACAUCUCAGAAGUCCUCAGUAUACUGCCUAUCUCGAGCUGACAAGGACUCAAACGUUCGGAGGUAUAUCCUCUCAAGCUUUCGCUAUCAUCAUGAACCCCGAUGAUGAGGUGAUCCCGGUCCCUAUUGACAAAUGUCUAGAUAGCGAUGUCAAUAAAUGGACAGAGACGGAAUGGAAAAAGGCAGUACUCACCAUAUCUGCAUUCGCUCGAUGGGAGGUUGAUAUUUCAGGAGGUUUUAUCGAGUCAACAGUUUGCGAGCUUCAGACACACAACAGUGAUGCUGUCUGCAAUUUGUGUAGGGCUAUCAGCAAGGACGAAUCAUUCAAGCGUUCAGUACAGAGGAAAAACCAUGAAGCAGGCUUAUCACUGGAAGAACGACUCAAAAAAUCCCGGCUCCGUGAAAUACACUCUAGUCUUACUACUGAUUGCCUCCAGAAAAUUGAGCAACACCAUAUGAAAGAUCUUCUUGAUGACAAGAUUCUUUUUGAUAUCAAUGACUCGCUCAAAACAGAUGAUCCUCACGACUGUUUUUUGCGCCUCUGGUCUCAUGCGAAAGAAGGGAAUCUUGGCAAACACGAACAUGUUGUUGAGAUUUGUGCCUCUUUGGAGGACAGAGUGAGGCGAGAGUCUUCAGAUAAUCCGAAAUUAAAAUAUGGAAUUCAAUAUGUGCAAAAUGUGAUCAACUACAUGAUGCUGAUGCGGGGGUAUGGUCACAACUCUCAUCAGCAAUACACUAUCUUCACAUCAACAUUUGGGGGUCCAAGCUCUUGCCAGCUUCAGUGA